AUGUCCGACGACGAUGAAUACUAUGAAUUCGAGGAUGAAUACAUGUACGAGGAUUUAGUCCCAGACAUGGUCGACGAUCUCGCCGCUUCCUCAUAUUACGAAGCCGCCCUAUACGAAGACCCAAGCAUUGAUGUCGAAGAAUAUUUCAGCGACUGGGACUAUUAUUCAGACGAUUACCACGACGAUGACGCAACCGUCGAACAAAGCGCAGAGAGAAAGAAAAGAACCGCGAUCGCAGCGACAGCACCACGACGAACGAAAGCAUCUUCCCGUCCAAAAGCCCACAUCGCCAGAAUCCCGCCGACGAAAUCUCCACUUGUGCCGGAUAUCGCCUCUUUCCAGGGCGUGGUGUGGAAAACACCCGCGCUGGACCGGGACCAGGACGUCGCCAUUUUGUACGAGCCGGACACGGGCGAGAAAGUCGCGCUUCUGGAGAACUGGCGGGAGGUCUUCAAAUCUGCCCAACCGGCGCUGGAUAGGUCGCGCCUGAAAAGCCGACACGUUGUUGAAUCCAAGCCCAUCGACCCGUCGCUGGCUGACGAUGAAAUGUUCGCUGGUGAUGGCACAGAUGACGAGUCUGAUAGCGAGGACGAGAUGUCUGAUGUUAUCUUGUCGGAUUCCUCGGCGGUUGAUGCUGGAGAUACUGGGGAUGCUUCGAAUACAACUCCGGACCCGGAUCCGGAUUCUUUCCGCUCGAUGAAACUGUCUUCGCCGCCGAAGGUUGUGAUUCCGUUGAAGAGAGGGCGGAAGCGGAAGGCCGUUGCACAGAAGGAUGAUACCGAUGAGGACACGGCGUCACCUCGUCCGAAGAGGGUUGCGUUGCGGAAAGGUGGUGGUGAUAAGGCUACAAAGCAUGCGGCACCGCCGGUGCGCAGGUCUGCUAGACAGAAGAAGUAG
This is a messenger RNA of Penicillium expansum, 897 nucleotides long. RefSeq lists its product as uncharacterized. The transcript has 2 exons. The record is from RefSeq and is a predicted model, not a curated record. Lineage: Eukaryota; Fungi; Ascomycota; Eurotiomycetes; Eurotiales; Aspergillaceae. The coding region runs from base 1 to 897 and encodes 298 amino acids.